CGUCGUUCUUCCUCGGUUUUACCACGGUUGAAGCAGUUUACGAUAGGGACUGAUAGCUGUUUGAAAUUAGAAUUUGGAAGUAUAAACGUUUCUCCCGUUGUUCUCCAUUAAACGAAGAUGAUUGACCCUAAAAAGAGAGCGGCGGACCUGGCGUUGGUUGCUACUGCCGUGAAAAGACCCCGAAAUGAGUUAGUAGCGGCGGCUCAGUCUCAGCAACUCGUGGCCACGGGCCCUCCACGAACCUCCAGCCUCCAGGCUCCCAUCAUGCUCAUGUCUGGUCAUGAGGGCGAGGUCUACUGCUGCAAGUUUCAUCCCAAUGGUGCCACACUGGCCUCUUCAGGAUUCGACAGGCUCAUAUUGAUGUGGAAUGUUUAUGGAGAUUGUGAAAACUAUGCCACAUUGAAGGGCCACAGUGGAGCAGUGAUGGAGCUGCACUACAACACAGACGGCAGUCUGCUCUUCUCAGCCAGCACAGACAAGACUGUCGGUGUGUGGGACAGUGAGACAGGGGAGAGGGUCAAGCGUCUGAAGGGCCACACCUCCUUUGUUAACACUUGUUACCCGGCUCGCAGAGGCCCACAGCUCAUCUGCACUGGCAGCGAUGAUGGUACAGUCAAGUUGUGGGACAUUCGUAAGAAGGGCGCAAUCCACACCUUCCAGAACACUUAUCAAGUGUUGGCUGUCACCUUCAAUGACACCAGUGAUCAGAUUCUGUCUGGAGGCAUCGACAACGACAUCAAGGUUUGGGACCUGAGGCAGAACAAGCUGAUCUACAACAUGCACGGCCACGGGGACUCUGUGACCGGACUGGCACUGAGCUCUGAAGGAUCAUAUCUUCUCUCCAACUCCAUGGACAACACAGUGCGUAUUUGGGAUGUUCGACCAUUUGCACCCAAGGAGAGAUGCGUGAAGAUUUUCCAGGGCAACGUGCACAACUUUGAGAAGAACUUACUGAGAUGCUCCUGGUCCACUGAUGGCAGUAAGAUAGCUGCAGGUUCUGCAGAUCGGUUUGUGUAUAUUUGGGACACCACAUCACGCAGGAUCCUGUACAAGCUUCCUGGUCACGCCGGCUCAGUCAAUGAAGUGGCCUUCCACCCAGAGGAGCCCAUUGUGCUUUCUGGCUCCAGUGAUAAACGGCUCUACAUGGGAGAAAUCCAGUAGGGUUCUUCUCUAUGGAAACUUGGAUGUGUGUGUAUGGGCAAGUGUGUGUGUUUGCUGCUUUGUGGAUGUAGAUGGUGGUGAUUGACAACCGUUAGAAAUUGCAGCAUUUUAAUGUUGCUACUGUUUGUCCCAAAACAGCCUCAGGAUGUUUGAGUCUAGUUUAUGAUAGGCCGUCACAACACCUACAGCUUCAUGUUUAUUUUUUAUUCUAAUCUCUUUCUUUUUAAUAAACUUUGAUAUUCCGGAGAACACUUGGAA
Cynoglossus semilaevis (tongue sole) is the source of this 1419-nucleotide messenger RNA. RefSeq names its product small nuclear ribonucleoprotein 40 (U5) (gene snrnp40). The transcript is spliced from 10 exons. The record is from RefSeq and is a predicted model, not a curated record. Gene Ontology annotation, molecular function: RNA binding; protein binding. Gene Ontology annotation, cellular component: catalytic step 2 spliceosome. Bases 118 to 1161 code for a protein of 347 amino acids. NCBI's taxonomy places the organism in Eukaryota, Metazoa, Chordata, Actinopteri, Pleuronectiformes, Cynoglossidae.